GCUCGCUCGGGUUGAUUUGCCGCGACGAUGAUGCGACGGACGUUGGAAAGGAAGGCGGUGUCGUUUGCCGCUGGAAGGCGAGGCAUUUCGUUGCUGCACCUCAAUGCCAGUAUAUCAGACGACUCGGCAACGUCCGUGGUGUCCAUGGCUCUCAUGGCGUGUGUACACCAGCAGUUCCUGCGUGCGGCAUGGACACAAAAGAAGAACAUCGUCGUCAACAGCAGCACGAAACAACUGACGCCAUUCCGCGUGAUAGAACGUGACUUGUGGUCUCCAGACCUUCCCAAGUUUUGCAAGGGCACCAUGAACAGUUGCUACCGCGUGCUGCAUGGCCUGGGCUCACCUGAAGAUCAAAUGCGCAUGCUUCCGGUCCAGCAGUUAGCUCAAGAACUGCUCGAAGCCGACUGCGUUGUCAUUUCAACACCUGUGUGGAACCACAGCGUGCCGUACGUCUUGAAGCAGUAUAUGGAUUGCGUUGUCCAGCCCGAACUCACUUACUCACAAGCCACGCAAGAGCCAUUCGUCCGCGGCCGGACCUUUGUCCUUGUCACGUCAGCUGGCGGGGACAUUCGUGAGCAAGACACAACGUUCUCGCUCGUUCGGUCUGUCUUUAGCAGCAUCGGGUUCACGCAUGGGCAUGUCAUUUCGUUGCAGGGCCUCAAGGAACCGACCAAGCGAGAGAAGCAGCUGGACGCGGCGCUGUUUGAGGCUGAGCGCAUUGCACAGCGUGUGAUAGAGCACAACCUUGUUGAGUCUUGAUAGUCAAUUUUUUUCUAUCGAGGACGAGCCACGUUCAUUGUUGGGA
Aphanomyces invadans is the source of this 805-nucleotide messenger RNA. RefSeq lists its product as hypothetical. Lineage: Eukaryota; Oomycota; Saprolegniomycetes; Saprolegniales; Verrucalvaceae. Bases 28 to 759 code for a protein of 243 amino acids. The transcript has 2 exons. The record is from RefSeq and is a predicted model, not a curated record.